Gryllus bimaculatus (two-spotted cricket) is the source of this 1687-nucleotide messenger RNA. Lineage: Eukaryota; Metazoa; Arthropoda; Insecta; Orthoptera; Gryllidae. The record is from the annotation of a GenBank genome assembly.
AUGCCGGCCCCUGUCCAGAGUGAUGCAAUGUGCGGCCCUCGUGUGUUUGCAGACGCAGCUGGUGUUCCAGCUACUACGUUGAUCAUGCAACACAGGAGGCGCUUCUUCCGGGAGGCGGGCCGCUUCGCGCCCGAACCGCUGCUGCGCGCUGGGGAAGUGCGGGCGACGGGGGAGUGCCCCCCGUGGAGGCGCAAGCGCGUGCAACUCCCUUCGCCUCGCUGCCCUUCGCUUUCGCGCGCGCAUGUGCUGGCCGGCGCUUCGCAGACCUCGAGAUACACACCGUCGUCGCCAAAGGUGCGCUUCGUCUCAAUGCGCUUUUCUCUUCUUAGCUCAGAAAGACACAAGAAUUUUAUUCAGGCUAUCUACUGUUCGGGUGUAUUUCCUGUCAUUUUGUACGCAGAAAAAGAUAGUUACCAUAGCAUGUUCUGGGCGCGAACUUACAUUUUGACACUUUGUGCUCAAGAACUGUGCCGGGCGUAUGAAACCCGUAUUGACGCUUGUUCUCCCCUGGAAUGCAGCGUGGUUCAAGCAGCCACCAGGAAGGAAAGACCAAUGAAUGGCGUUGACCUGACCUGGGUCGCGAGGAGGGGUCGUCGCGUCGGGCGAGGGAGAGGGGAAUGCAAGGGCAAGGCCGCCUGCGCUCGGAGAAAGCGGCCGUGCCCCCCUCCCGCCACCUUUCUCAGCCCCCACCACUCCGCCAGCGAUGAGUCACUAGACGCAGGAGACCCCACGGUGCGGCGCCGUGCCGGGCGGCACGCUCGACAUCAAUUCGCGCACGUGGCGAACGGAUUACUUCUCCGGGAAAACGGCACUUUCAAUAAAGAUUUUAUGGUGUCCAUUGAAAUACCAGGCCUGCCACAACCACAAUCUCAACUGUCAGACUACGAUCGCAACACGCUUGCACUGGAGGAGGCUAGACGCGCGAGAGCCUCCGUGCCAAACCAACUCCAAAGCUGGACAAAAUGAAACUAUUCUUUUCUUAUUGGUUGAGGGACGUGGUCAUGGCAACUGGGAAGCACGGAUCACCUUCAGCUGCCGGUACUCUGCAGGUAUAUGCAAUGCUAGUAUACUUGAUGGUGCUCCAAGUGUAACGCAUAGAACUGCUUGGCUCCAUCUUGAAUUGUAACGCAAUGUUUGCAACAAGAGAAACGAUUUCUUUUAAAUGUUACUCGCCACCCGUAAAUAAUUAUGUCAAUUUUAAACAACGUUAAUUCUAACAAUUUUUAAGUUAAAAAAAUUAUUUUAGUGCUGUUCAUUUUGUGGGAAGGCUUGACCUCCCUUGCCUCCUCUAAAAAUUCGCCACUGAUUCGCACUUGAAGAUACCACAUCGCCAACAAACCAUAGGUAUUUCCAAACAUUGCUCAAAAUUAAAAUAUUGAUGUUAAUAAAACUUUGAUCCAAAACCAUCGAUGUUUUUAAACAUCGAUGAUUUUUAAACUGGAUUAGAAAUCAUUGCAGAUGGUAGUUUUUAGCGAUUGCUAAAAAUGCGAAAUGUUACCAUACUCUGAAAAAAAUUGUAAUUGUAUGUUAGGUAGUAUAUUUCGCAGUAUAUUUCUGAAGGUUUUCAAUCUGCAAUAAAAGGCGAGUCGAACGAAAACUGCAAAAUCACGUACAAAAUGUGAAAUGAUCGUUCUCCAAACAUUCUGGCAACCUGUAAAUGGUUCAUUAUAAAACCAAUUAUAUUUAU